This is a messenger RNA of Amphibalanus amphitrite, 1224 nucleotides long. RefSeq lists its product as uncharacterized. Bases 369 to 959 code for a protein of 196 amino acids. NCBI's taxonomy places the organism in Eukaryota, Metazoa, Arthropoda, Thecostraca, Balanomorpha, Balanidae. The record is from RefSeq and is a predicted model, not a curated record. The transcript has 2 exons.
UAUCCUGCGUUCGAGCUUCUCUCGCCAGAUGCCGACCUCCUGCAGACUGCCCAGUCAGGUCUAUCAGCGUUGUGGCAGCGCUGCAGCACAGACGGGGUCGGAGAGGAAAUCUGGCGACAGUGGACAGCCAGCGUUGGUCCCGGGUGCGUGCGACGCUGUGCAGACACGGAGACGGCCCACCGGUGCUCGCGCGGCUGACUGGAGACUGACUGCGGGGAGUGCUUCGAUCGGACAGCUUCAGCCAGCGGCCAGUGUACUAAAACGGCCUCUGAUGCGGCUUGAAUACACCGAGUAAAAUCUCCAGGACAGCAAGCACAGGCUGGUUCCUCUGAGACGAGCUCCCUCUGGGCGCUCGGCCGGCGUCCAGGAUGGGUCUGAAGACGUGCUGCUGCUGCAUCCCGCUGCGGACGGGCGCCCUGUGCGUGGCCGUGCUGUACCUGGUGGUGAACAUCUGCACCGUGGUCGGGUGGUCCGUCUUCACCAUCCUGUCGCUGCUCUUCACCACGCCGGCCGACUACCUCGACCACCCGCAGUACUACAAGAGGAAGAACAUGAUCUGGCUGUUCGUGCUGCUCGGUCUGCUCGUCAUCUGCUCGCUCAACAUCACAAUGGACAGCCUCCUCGUGCACGGCAUCCGCAAGGGCAAGCGCAAGUUCAUGCUGCCCUGGGUGGUGUGGUACUGCAUCUUCACGGUGCUGGCCACGCUCGCCUGGCUCGGCCUGGUCGUCUGGCUGGUGAUGCUGGUGCUGAACGAGGACGGCGAGUUCCUCAAGCUGCUCAUCUUCUUCCUGAGCGUCAGCGUGGCCGUCGGCCUGGUGGUGUUCGUCGUCAUGUGGUUCUGGUACGCCUGCGUCGUGUCCUACUACAGUGCCAUCGCCAACAGCGACCACUACGCCAUGGAGCCACCCGUGGUGGUCUCCGCGCGCAGGAAGCGAGAGACGGUGCCGUUCUCGAUCUGAACAGAUCCGUGUCGACGGAGGAUCAAUAAGUGCGGAUGCACCAAACCAUCUUAUAGAAAUCUAGCCAGGGUGAUAAACUGGAGCCAUGCAUGUCGAUAAACCACACGGCUUUGAUGUGAUCACUUUUUCAUUUUUGGUAGUUUCAACAUCCCAUGAGAAGACGUGAUCGCCUACAAUAUUCUUCAAGAUAAUCGCCUAUAAGACCCAGCUAGCCACAAGCCAUUCUGAGUGGACAAACCAUGUGGAGACUGCGCAGAAUAUGCGG